CUCCUCUCAGCACGUGCUGUUUCUCGCGCUCCUCCCUCUGCAAAACCGAGAGAAGAAUAACAAAAAUACAAAAAAAAAAAAAAAAAAAAGAAACCGUAGCUCCGACGAAGAGCAGCUGCAGAGCCUCACCGGAGAGGUCACCGGGAAGCCUAUGCAUGAUGACGUCGUCGUAGAAGACCAGCACGCUGAGGAGAGAGAGGGGGGACAAGGACAGGGACGAGAGGGGGGCACUAACGCCCAAGAGCGCAACCAGAGAUCUGCUAAAUGCACGCCUCUAAACGGAUCCCGAGCAGCGGUCACACAUCGCCGUCGCCACCACAGUCUCCCCUCCGUUCUCCUCGCUACCGCGGGCGUUCCAAGCCUGGCCGGUUCCUCCGGCGGCGGCUCAGCGUACCAUAGCUCAUCGCCUUGCUUGGCUUCUCCUCUCCGUUCUCCUCCGUCGCCAGGGGAUUUUCUUGUUCGCCCCGCUUAUCUACAUCUCGGGAAUGCUUCUCUACAUGGGGACUGUGUCCUUCGAUGUCGUCCCCCAGAUUUCUCAUAGGCCUACUCCUGGUUCGGUUUAUAAGAGCCCCCUCGUUUAUGAGAAGCUCCGACCUGAAAUGGAUGCCGAUAAUUCUUCUGCUGAUGCGGUGAGUUCAUUUUCUCCUUUGCUUUCUCCCGCUGCUUCCUGCCAGUCGAUUUCAAGGGCACUAUACUUCGGCAUCCAGAGAAUUUUGAAUCUGAAAACGUUAGGAGUGGAUGAAGCUUGGAUAUAGAUUUGCUUAUGCUCUUUGAAACGGCCAAUUCUAUGUAACAGUGAUGCCCUAAAUCACUUGAAUUAGCUCUUUCCGAACGUUUCUUCUGCUGAAGCUAAUCACAAUAAUUUUUGUUUCUCUUGUUCUCUGGUUCAGAAACUUGCUCCAUUUGUUUCUCACUAUGAGAAUAACUAAACGCCGAGGAAUGGCGAGCAGUGAAUACUGACUGUCUUUUAAUCUCAGUUAUUUAAGGAAUAGGACUGGUUAGAAAUGGUUCAAUAUCUCAGGUUGCUCUGGUGGAUAACUUGUAGGAUAAAACUGAUUGCAGCAGGCAAUCUAUUGACUUGGCUUGUUGGACGGUUGUUGAUGCAGUCCAAGAUUUAGGUAGCUGAAGCCUUGUUUGCCCGUGACUCUCUCUUAGCUUUUAGUGAAAUUCAGAAUUUAUACUGUAGUCAUUCUUAACUUGAUGUUAUGUUGCAUUGGCUUCGCUUAUCUAAUUGAUUUUUCGAAGGGCAAAGCCACAUUCUUCUUGUGAUGCCAAAAUCUUUGUCUUUGGCUGCUCUUUCGACAGUAGGAACUGACUAAUAAGUAGUAUGUUGGAGAAGCUAUGUUAUGUCUUGGCCCAACCUUGCAUUGAAUCUGUGGCGUCGUAUACUUGGUCAUUGAUCUGACCCUCUUCAAGGGUUGUAGUUUUACUGGGAGAACUCUAGAGCCGUCUGUUGUGCCAUUGAAACUAUUCAGAAUGUCUAUUGGUUUCCUAAAGAAUCCACCAUUUGGUCGAAAUUGGGUCUGGGACAAAGGGGAUGUGAAUGUGUCAUCUCAAGAGGGCAUGCUAGUACAGUCCUCUUAAGAUACUUAGAACCAGUCUUAAGUUUCCAAUUGAUAUUUCUUUUGCAUUUGGUUUUCCUUUCUAUGACUACAUUCAUAUAUGUGGCAUCUGGUUUUCUUUGUUGCUAUUUUGCCAUUCACAUUGAAUAUAUUGCAGCUGUUAACUAUAUGGAAAAAUUCAUACAAAAGUGGCGAGUGGAAACCAUGUGUGAACAAGUCGUUGGAAGGUAUGAAUAUUUUCAAAGAGUUAAUGCGUUUUUACUUGUUUCAACUACGAGGGCAAUGCACGUAUUAGUUGCUUUACAACUUUGUUAUUUCAUAAGUCAAGAGGAGGUCUGAGAGACACUAUGGCCCGAAUUGCACUGGCAACAAUGUCUCUAUAUUCUUUGCCUCAAACUGUUCCAUAUGAUGUGUCUUUGUCUCUCAUUUUCCUUGUUAGUUGUCUUGUUUGUUUAUGUGUUACUUACCAAUUUGGUCUCCUUAUUAUGAUAGGUAUACCAUCUUCUAAUGGGUACAUAUAUGUUGAGGCCAAUGGAGGUUUGAAUCAGCAAAGGACUUCGGUUAGUUUCAUGCUUCCACUUUGCUCCUACUAUGCUUGUAUUUACGUGAUUUUUGUCUUCUGAAUUGCUACGUCACAGUAUAAUUAAUGGUUGACAGUGUAACAAUUGUUUUGUAGAUAUGCAAUGCAGUUGCUGUUGCUGGCUAUCUGAAUGCAACACUCCUGAUCCCUAAUUUCCAUUACCACAGCAUCUGGAGAGAUCCCAGGUGGGUCCAUGUCUUUACCACCUCAUGCUUCCCCCGCCCCUUCCCUCCCCCACAAAAAAUAAAAAAUAGGAGAACGCAGACAGUCACUAAAGAAAAUCAACAAGCUUAGUAAUAGUAAUACAGAAUCCAACAUGUCUGGUCGUUGUUUUUAAUCUCUGCAUAGGCUUAAUGGCUAGAGACUUUUUUUUUUCCUCCCGCAAAGUCAGUGUUGAAAAGAUAGUCACAAGGAGGAAGAAAGAAAAAACGCGGGAGUCUACCAAUAGUCGAACUCCCCGAUGAGAGGGCCUUUUGUGCCACAUGAUGGGCAUCCCUAUUUAGUCGACGAGAAACAAAGCAGAAAGAAAACCAACUGAAGUGAGAAGCUAAGCUCCGAGUAUCCUCUAGUAGAGCUCCACCCCGAUCAUGCGCCAAGUCGCCUCCCACCAUCCCGCCGUAUCAAUUGUUGUGGAAAAGACAACCGCCACCGAUCGACUAUUGUGCAAUUGAAUCUUCACCUGCAAAAUGAACAAACAAAGGUCCCUACUAGGACAAUCCAGGUCAAAGAGCCAACAAGUCAACAUAGACACAAGGCAGCAAUUCGCCCUUGAAAUAGAGAACCAGGUCAUCGGGAGACCCUAGAUAACCGGCACCCAAAACACACCUAUUUUUUUCCUAAAAAGGAUACAACCUAAAUUUCGGGGGCCUAACAAUUUGCAAGUAUAUAAUUUUAAAAAGAAGGCAAUAGGUACAUACGAGAAAAAUGAAAAAAGUUGGAAAGACUAAUUGAAAACAAAUAAAGUAUGAAGGAUAAAUAAUUAAGGGAAAUAAAUAAAUAAUAAUAAUAAUAAUAAAGAAAUAAAUAAAUGAUAAAGGAAUACUUAUCUGAACCGUCGGCCAAGAAGCGUAACCGCCACCCCAUUCGUGAUUGUAACCGACAAGACAGGCCUGUGGGGGAGAUGAUCGGCCACCUAUUGCCGGAUUUGGAACGCCAUCAACGCCUCCAUGUCUUCCAUCGAGGCCUUUGAUCUGGAACUCCAAGCUAGAGCCUUUCUGAUAGUGCAUUUGAUGAUCAUUUCAACAAUGCUUGUAGCCAUUUCUCCAUAAGGCUCUCCAGAGUUGCCCCAUGUUUUUGUUGCUUUCAAGUUAUUUGUUCUUGCACUUUCUUGAUUCACAUCGUGCCAUGAUGCAACAUUUUUUAAUUGAUACUUAGUUCAACAUAUACCAAUAGAUGCUGCAUCUCUUUUUCUUUGUAAUUAUUUCCUUGCACAGUAGGUGAAGGAUUAUCUUUGAUGAAUACUAGAUUCGGUCUACCUUGCUACAGUUUAGUAAUCAGCUCGAUAUUUCCUUGGUUUAACUUGCUUUCAGCAAAUUCAAAGACAUUUAUGAUCAAGAAUUUUUUAUGACUGCCUUACAAAAUGAGGUGAGGGUGGUUGAUAAGAUUCCAGUAUAUCUUAUGGAGCGGUUUGAUCACAACUUCAGCAAUGUAUUCAACUUCAGAGUAAAAGCAUGGUCACCUAUUGAAUAUUACAAAGACGUAGUCCUCCCCAGGCUACUUGAAGAAAAGUAAGGCUACAAUGCUAGUUUCUUCCCACACGUCUUACGCUGACUUAAAUCUAACCAGUUUCUCAUUGUUUAAUGUUUUUCCAUGCUUCACCUUCUUGUUAAAGCUGUAUUUGGGCCUAUCAUUUUAUUUUCUUCCAUUCUAGUGUCCUUGGCGCAUAGAGUGUAGUACCACUGUUAAGUUUUGUUCUACUUGGCCUCAGACCUGAACAUAUAUUUUCUCCUACAAAAUGAGGAAUGAGCAUGUUCUGAAGCAUCUUUACUAUCGAUAUCUGUUUGGAGUUGAUUACUUCUGAUGUUGGAAAGAGAUUGUACUCACUUAGUUUGAAGUUUGAAGUCCUCAUCCUUGUCAAUAUUUUGCUUCACUACUGACCUGACUGUGCUGUUCAUUUCUCUUACCUGGAAAAUUGCUCCUCUUGAAAAUUUGUCAUCAUCCUUUUGUUUUAUAUGCUUCUUUGGUGGUUACAUAUGCACUUGAAGCAUUUCAAUGUCUAGUUUUUUGUGGCUUGUGCAGAAGUUUUUUUUUUAUGAAUUGUGCAGAAGCUAAUUGUUCUCUCUUAUCAUGAUUAAGGUUUGCCUGUAUGAUAUGUACUGAGCUUUUUAAGUUAUCAGUGGUGUGGUAGAUGCUAAGUGUACAUCUGGUUUUGAAUGGAUUAUAGUUUGGAUGCCGUAGCUGGUUUUUGAGCAACUAGUUGCUGGCUAAUGUGUGUUUUUUAUUUAUUUUACAUCUGGUGCAUGAACAGGGUUGUAAGGAUUUCUCCAUUUGCGCACCGCUUGUCAUUUGAUGCACCGGCAGCUGUCCAACGCCUUAGAUGUAUGGCAAACUAUGAAGGUCUAAGGUUUGCAAACCCCAUAUUGACAAUGGGGGAAAAUCUGGUGGCGAGAAUGAAAGAGCUGAGUGCAAGCCAUGGUGGGAAAUAUGUUUCUGUACAUCUGCGCUUUGAGGAGGUUAGUUAUCGUUUAAUGAGAAUCAAGGGGUGUUUGUUUAUGAUUCGCUUUGACAGUAGUUACAUAAUUUCUAUCCAAUAUAUAUGUUGACUGCUCAUAGAAAUUAUUCUCACAUGAUCAGGACAUGGUUGCUUUCUCUUGUUGUGUGUUUGAUGGUGGUGCACAAGAAGAUAGAGACAUGAGAGCUGCUAGGGAAAGAGGCUGGAAAGGGAAAUUUACAAAGCCUGGUCGAACCAUACUUCCUGGAGCCAUCAGGCUUAAUGGCAAGUGCCCCCUUACUCCCUUAGAGGUAACUUAUGUUAUUUGUAUUUCUGCUUCCUAUUUUCUACUGUAUUUUUUUUAAACUAAUCUAAAAGAAGCAAGAGCUGGUAGUUUUGUAUAUAACUCAUUUUUUUAUAGGAUUGUUGUAUCAGAGUGACUCUCAGCAUGUCAAUUGGCAAUAUAAUUUCCCCCUAGAGCGUUUGGUGAAACAAAUAAGCAUUCCUGAUUAACACCUCGAUUAUCAAUAGAUUUUAGCAGUAUGGUUUUCCUUUCUAUUGGUUACCGUCUAGUUAUGUUUUUUCGCUGUUUGUUUGAACAACUGUACGUGAUUAACUUGUUCAUCAGCAACUGGGCGAUUUUGCACUACUCUUACUCAAGUUUUGUGUGUUUCUUUAACCAUCUCAUAACUUCUCUCUCUUCUUAGGUUGGUCUGAUACUUAGGGGAAUGGGUUUUGGCAAGGGCACAUAUAUAUAUUUAGCUUCUGGAAAGAUAUACAAUGCUGAGAAAUAUAUGGCUCCAUUGUUGGAAAUGUUUCCAAAUUUGCAGACAAAGGAUACACUAGCGACCGCUGAAGAACUAGCACCAUUUAAGGUUCAGACUCCCCUAACCUACUUAUUAUUUUUGUUGAAUGUGAGUAGUUUGUCUUUUGGGAUAGUCUUUCCAAUGUUAACUCUUUGACUUCCUACUCUGUCAGAAUUUCUCUUCCAGGAUGGCUGCACUAGACUAUACUGUUUGCCUUCACAGUGAGGUGUUUGUGACAACUCAAGGUGGCAACUUCCCUCAUUUCUUGUUAGGCCAUCGGAGAUUCUUGUAUGGUGGACAUGCCAAGACAAUUAGGCCAGACAAGCGGAAGUUAGCUCUGCUGCUUGAUAAUACAUCCUUAGGGUAAGUGUUCCCCCUUUCGCUUUCCAUCAGUAAACAAGCGUCAGUUAACUGAGCAAGAGGACCUGCUGAAAAUUAGUUACGCAAGACUUGAAUUUUCAUACUUUAUCCAGAAAUUAAGAUAAAAGCAGCUCCGUGGCGCUCUUGAUGGAUUCUGUGUUGAUAUCUUGCCCGAUUCCUUGCAUAAUACCCAGAUGGAAGAGUUUCAAACGACAAAUGUUGAACAUGCGGUCUCACAGUGAUUCCAAGGGGUUUGAAUUCAAGAGAAUGAAUGACUCGGUAUAUUCUCAUCCAUGCCCUGACUGCAUGUGCCGGAUGAACAAGGCAGUAUAGAGAAUUUUUGGGUGGGUUGGUUUCUUCUUUGAUCAGGAAGUGAAUUGGUGAUACAUGUUUAGCUCGCUGCUGGUGCUGACUCUCCAACUUUUUUCAGCGUGGUUGUGAUUCUCUCAUUAUAUCUUUAAAACCCUGCCAAACAAAUCCUGGGGAAGUUUCAAUUCAAUGGUGGGUUGCAGGGCUUGUGGUAGUAAUGGGGGGCCGGUUAUAUGUUGACCAGAACCAUGACCGAUCAUCUUGUACAUGCACAUGGAGAUGAAGUUGGGGAUAGGAGAAAGGAAAGUUGUGAUUGUUUGUUAAGGUCAGCUGCAGGCAGGCAGGCAGAGGCAGAAGAUCUUCCUUUGUACCCUAACCAAAAGUAAAGCUGUAACACUCAUAGGAUGGCCGAGGGGUGGGUGUUUUAUCUUGUUGGUUUUGUUUGGGAAAUCUUGGUUUUUGUUUGUUUGUUUGUUUGUUCAAAUGUAAAUUUUGUCUGAUCAUUUAGGUGUUGAGGGAAGGGCUUCAAAAAUAUAUAUGUUCUGUGCAAGAAAAAAAGAGUGUGCCAUCUCAAGCUCAAGAGACCCUUCCCAUCUCUGCUUAGAAAGAUACGGUAGUCAGAGUCAGUCACAGGGAGGUUUUACUUGACAUAGCCCCAUUCAUUGUACAUUCACACUGGAACAAUGAAAUACAUUUGGUUUA
This is a messenger RNA of Linum trigynum, 6969 nucleotides long. The record is from the annotation of a GenBank genome assembly. NCBI's taxonomy places the organism in Eukaryota, Viridiplantae, Streptophyta, Magnoliopsida, Malpighiales, Linaceae.